AUGAUUCACAUGGCGUACGCGGCGCCAAGGAACGUUUUUGAGACAACACCGACGGUUUCUGGUCUACGCUCCGAUUCGUCCAGUGUUUACUUGGUUUAUGUUUUACUUGGUGUUACAGAAAACGAUCUCCCCUCUCACCAAAAUAGGAAUGUCCAAAUUUUGUAUAACUGGGCCUCCAUGUGCCCGUCCCAAAACGAAACGUGCACGUACCCCGAAUACCAUGAUUCCCAUAGCACUUAUCUAAAUAAGCUCGCAGCUGCAUACAAUCCAAAAGCAAAGCGACGACGUUGUUGUGCUUCGGCACUUGUGGUGGUGGUUUUGCAAUUCGG
Morchella sextelata is the source of this 329-nucleotide messenger RNA. RefSeq lists its product as uncharacterized. The record is from RefSeq and is a predicted model, not a curated record. The annotation marks the transcript as partial. The transcript has a single exon. Lineage: Eukaryota; Fungi; Ascomycota; Pezizomycetes; Pezizales; Morchellaceae.